Messenger RNA from [Torrubiella] hemipterigena, 3264 nucleotides. The record is from the annotation of a GenBank genome assembly. Lineage: Eukaryota; Fungi; Ascomycota; Sordariomycetes; Hypocreales; Clavicipitaceae.
AUGAACGCCAUCCAGGAUAAGUGUCGGCCCAAGCAUCAGGUCCUGGUCCUCAAAUGCUAUCCCAGGACCGUCAAGGGCGCCGUCGAUGUCAAGCCCAACAGCAGCGAGCUUAGUUAUUUGCUCUUUUACGCUACCAGCCGCCGCUCCAAGAUUCAGAAGAUUGGAGCUUUCCUCCAAAAGAAAACAGCCUCCGAUGUCUGGCGAAUGCGCAUUGGAAAUGUCCAGGUAACCCUCGGUAUCCUCGCCGCCUUGAUCGAAAAGUCCCCCAAGGAAGCCGCGCUCAUUGCGCCAUACACACUCAAGAUCCUCGACCAAAUCCUGCGAUCCAAUGACAUCACCAUGAUUGAGUCGUCGCUUCCUACCUUCGAGGCCUUUUGCGAGCACAACGAUGCAACCUCUCUCUUCGGCGACAAGCAAUAUGCAGGAGAAUACGAGUCCGUUAUCAAGCAGUACGCGCAAUUCGCUUCCACGCGCAGCACACCCAGCAAAACACCUCUCAGCCGUCCAAUGCAGGUGCGCUGGCGCAAUGCUGGUUUGACCGCCAUCAAGUGCGUUUCGGCAGCAGAUAACCUGUCGUCACUGACCGGUAGACAAAUGGACGUCGUCAUCCCUCGAAUUCUCGAGAACCUCUGGACUGACAACGAAUCCUUCAUCGAUGUCCUCCAAGAACGCCUCCGCCUCGAGGAAAAGGAAGACGAAGAAAAGGUCGUUCGCCGCCGAAAUAGUAUCGCCAUUGCCGAUGCCGCCGGUGCAGCCGGAGACCAGCCCGUGGCGCUCCCAGAUACGACGGCCGAUGCCGAUAUGUUGGCCGAGGAGGACACUGGCGUUCUAGCCAUGCAGUGCCUCAAGAGUAUUUUUAUCGCACCUAACCGAUCCCAGAUUUAUUCCGCCACAGUGGCUUUGCUCAAGUUUGUAUCGGAGCGUGUCAAACAGGGCGAAACCGUCAUUGUGGACGAUGAGAAAGGCAUUGCCACAAGUGGCUGGGCCAUCCGAAUUUUCAACAUUGUGUCCCGCUGGGCCCCCGUACAGGAUCGUUAUGUUAUCCUUCUUGUGGCUCUCGACACCUUGAUCCGAACCCCCGUCAAGGACUCUACCUUGGAACAGCAUUUAACGUUUUCUGCUUUGAUUGGCUCCCUGCUUCGCUCUGAUCUGAGCUUGGUCGGCCUCAGCGUCAUGGACGUUCUGCUUGGGCUUAUCCGCCAGCUGCGCAAGCUCUUCCAACUCCAAUCCGAGAUGAGCCGAUCGGGCAGUGGCAGCGGAAAUGGCACUAAAGAUGCCAGCCAAGCAGAGCCUGAAGAUGCUGGCCAGCGCCUACAACUCCGCCAGAGACUCGAGCAAUGUAUCGGCGACCUGGCCACCCACGUUUACUACGCAGACCAAAUUUGGGAUAUGAUUACUGCUAUUGUCGUUCGCCUUAAGCCUAGCCGCAAGUCGAGCACUGGCGGAACAGCUCACAAAGAAAACGGAGAACAGGCUCCAGAGGACGACUCACACCCCGAUUUGACCGAUAGCCAGACCUCACAGCUUGACUCCUUCUUUUCGUAUCCUGCUGGCCGCGCGUCUGCUCUACGAAUUGUCAAGGGCAUCUUUCUUGUUGCCAACCCACAAACGAAGAUUGCCGGCAAUGUCGACCUCUCGCGAAACCGUGUACCCAUCCAAGUUUGGGAGGGCACACACUGGCUUCUCCGUGAUGCUGAUGGUAAUGUUCGUAAAGCAUACGCUGAUGCUUUGGGCACCUGGCUCGACAGAGAGACUACUCGCGCCGACCUAUACGCAGAAGAUUUCUCUGCCGACGCCAAGAAUGGUCGUGACCCAUCCUCUGCAAGACGCACCAUCUCCAACAUCUCCACUGGGGAGCAUCAUUACCACCCCCGCCAAUCUAGCUUCCUCCCUCUUCUUCAUUUGGCCAUUUUUGACAAUGCCCUUCAGUACGUUGACUAUGAUAGCGACAUGGUUCUGUUGCACACUCUGCUGGCCAAGCUGGCAUUCAAGCUGGGUGUAAACGCCGUGCGAUGCGGCCUGCCCAUGAUUUACAGACUACAAGAAGAGAUCCAAGAAGUCGAGCAGCCAAUCCACAAGGUUCGCAUCUCUGCUCUCUGCCACGGCUACUUCUGGGCCAUCUGUGACAAGUUUGAUCUCGGUUCGUCCGUUGGCGGCCGGGCCAUUCAAAAUGAAAUUGCUCGUCGCCGAAGCAAGGGCUUUUGGGUCAACGGUAUUAUUGUCCCUACUCUGAGCGUGGACGAGCUCGCCCUCCCGGGACGCCCCGGAUCGCCUCCUUCAUGGGAUGUUGCAGCCUUGGAGAGAGAAGAGUUGCUGCCGUUUGACGACCGCACUUCGCUUGUUCAAGGCAUUGCCGGCAGCUACGAAGACGGCGUUCAUUCGCCGCCUGGCAGCCCGGCCCUCGCACCAACCCGCAACACACCGCAAAACUCGGUCAUCUUGUCAAAGCAUGCCGAACUUCCCGAUGCUGUUCGUGAAGAGAUGCUUGCAGAAUGGUCGCGCGAGAAUGUGCUCACAAGCGUCGCUGCCCAAGGCAAGGCCGAGUCGAUGAAUGGAUCCAAGUCAGGCACCACCGGUGCUCGUGCCGCCAAUAGGCUUGCGCUCCACGCAGCCGGUGUAAAUGGCAACGGCCAGUCGCCGUAUGGCAGCCUGCAUAACUUGCGGCCGCUUUCCGCUCAUGUGCCCGCUGAUCGGGAGAGAUUCGGGUCCUUAUCAAAGCUCCGCAAGACCAGUGUACAAAGCGGUACGUCGCCAACACCGUCGCUCUCUGGAAAGAAUGGUAUCGCCUCAGUUGACCAGCUGAAGAUGAUUUUGGCUGGCAAUGUGUCUCCCAAGACAAUCGGAAUCCCUGGCACUGCGGGGUCAGACGACAGUGGUGAGAGUAUGGUUAGCUACGACUACACCCACUCUGAGCUUAGCUUCAACCCCCCUGGCCCCGGGGAGCAGGGAGCGACAACGACGGGAGAGAUUCUAAACAGAACGAUAUCCGCUUCCUCCAGAGGUGGAGCCACUUCCCAGACCGAUGCGGAUGGAGAAGAUGAGGACGAUGUACCCCCAGUGCCGCCUCUGCCUAAGCUCAGUGCCCUCGCUGGCAAAAACGCGCUGCUCACCUCUGGCAGUGUCCGAUCAAAGAGAACUGUGAGCGGACAAAGCUCACUCCGACAGGAUGGACAGAAGAGCAUGGACCUACAGGAACUGUUGCGCGGUAUUGACAGUACCUCUGGUGAGGGUAGCCUCGGCAACGUCUCGAGGCCGCCAUAUUAA